CACCGGCGGGAAGUGUUCUCACCAAUCGAUAUGGCUACCGUGUGUGUUCCUUUGUCGGCGGUGUUCUUGCAGCUGGUGGUCUUUCUAUCAGCUACUUCGCUGUAGAUUCAACCUUUCUCUUCAUAUCCUACGGUUUACUUACUGGAAUCGGUCUUGGAAUAAACUACAAUGGUUGUAUGUCCGCCAUAAAUAUAUAUUUCGAUAAAUAUAAAACAUUGGCUCAUGGUAUUUCUUCGAUUGGAAACAAUGUUGGUUUAAUUCUAUUUUCGGAAUUCAUUCUUGUCCUAGAAGAGCAUUUUGGGUGGAGAGGAAUGCUUCUUAUACAGGGUGGAAUAAUGUUCAAUCUUUGCGCAUGCGCAGUUGUCAUGUUUCCGGUUAAAAUGGGCUCGGACAGAGACAAAAAUCAACAGCAAUCUCAUUCAGUCACUAAUUUAAGCAAACCAGUGAAAACAAGAUUGAUGAAUUUCUCUAUAUUAAAGAAACUUUCCUUUGCCUGCCUUUGUGCUAGUCAUGUCUUUUUCAAUUUUAGCUAUGGAGUUUUUAUAUUACAUUUACCGUCAUACUCUAGAGAUAUAGGCUUUGGCAAAAACGAUUACGGAUCAUUGUUUUUAUCUCAUGGAAUAUGCAACAUCAUAGGGAAAGUUUUCUACAGUUUUCUAGGACAUCAUCCACGAAUAAAUGUUAUAUUUGUGUACACCAUAUCACUAUUUGCGACUGGGAUUUGUAUGGGUUUAACUCCCGUACUUCUUACACGUGCAGGCAUCCUUGCUAUAGCUGGUAUAGUAGGAUUUCUAUCUUGUGUUACGGGUGCUUUGAUCAACGCUGUCGUUAUCAAAAUAGUUGGAUUUAGAAGGUUUUCUGAUGGUAUUGGUAUGUCAUUACCAUUUAAAGCAACUGGAAAUAUGAUUGGUGGACCCGUUGCAGGGGCAUUAUUUAAAAGUACCGGAAGUUACGCAUUUUCUUUUUAUAUGGCUGGAGCCAGUAUGAUAUGUUCAUCUUGUCUGAUGAUAUAUCCAAUUGUUCACGAACGAACAAGUAGACGGACAUGUAAAGAAACAGAUAUUCAAAUUGUUAGUGAAAAAGAUCUUAGAUUUAUUGUAGACGACACAAUUGAGAGCACAGCUGUGGCCGAGAAACAGUGUGAGAGUGACCAUUUUCUAAAUGCAAAUAGAUAAAAUAGUAACAUAAUUAUAAAGAAAAUCAGAUAUUAGUCUAAUUAGAAUACAAUUGCAUCAUCGGCAACAAAGAUCUUCAAGUUGGUACCUGAUUGAUUCAUGUUUUUUAUUCCCCCACCUCCCCCAACCCCAGAAAAGCCGACUUGCAAAGUAUGCUUGAUUUGUACAAGCAUUAUGUUAAUAUUCCUUAAUAGAUUGAUAAAGCAUUUAGAAGCUACUUAAGUUUGCAUAAAAAAGCAUUAUAUAUGGUUCUAAAUAAAUUGAUCUUACAUUGAUAACUAAAAUAAAAAUUAAGUUUUCAACAAAGCAUGUCUUUGCUCUCAAUAGAUUGAUAUGUAUUUGGUUACUCACAACAAAAUUAAGUUUGAAAAAACAUGCAACUGCAUGAUAUUCUUUAUGCUUACACGUUCUCACACAAGAAAAAUGUAAAAAGUCAAAAUAUUCAAACAUUUAAUUUGCUCUAUUUUUCUGAUUUUUGCUGUAUAUGCUAAAAUUAACUAAUGUUGUAACUUAUAUUUACUUUCACAAAAAACGGGUUUUAUAACUUGACAUAACAUGACAUUAUAUGACAUGACAUGACCUUAUAUGACAUGACAUGACAUGAUCUAACAUGACAUGACAUAAUCUUUACACUUAAUAAUUAUCGGAUGUUAGAAAUAUGACUCCGAAAUUUGCUUUGGUCUUAAUUGCUUAAUAUACUCGGGUUGUUUUGCUUAGUCAAAAAAUUGAAUGACAUUAAUUUUGUUAAUGCAUAUAAACGUUUGUUUUGUAACUCACAUGAGUGUAAUAUAUAAUUUAUAAGAAACAGAACACCUUUUUAAAUGCUUAAUAUUUCCAGAAAAAUUGUAUAUGUUGUUACUCUACCUAAGGUUUAGGUGUUGAUAUUACUUUUUCGAUUGGAAUGUAAACGUUAUUGAAAUGAUUAUUUUGCGAAUGCCAAUAUCAUGUUCAUUAAUAUACAACGAGGUCAAAAUUAAACAUUAUUUAUAUUGCGAUAACGUUUUGCAUGACGUUUGUUUACAUAUAUUUUCAAAAUAUAAGUGAGAGUUUCUUUUGUUUUAGCUUAAAAAGCUUUUUGUUGAUGGUAAAUACAACAUAUAUACAUAUAUGUAAAAAUUAUUUGUAAAACAAUUGUAUAUAGCGUCGAAUCAAAACUAUUUCAUAUCAAUUAAAAAUCUUCAUUUCGUUGUAUUUUCUAUGUUUACGUUAUGUAGGUUUAACAAAGAGUUAUAUUAAAUUUUUAAAGUGAGA
Messenger RNA from Ruditapes philippinarum (Manila clam), 2426 nucleotides. RefSeq names its product monocarboxylate transporter 13-like. Gene Ontology annotation, molecular function: monocarboxylic acid transmembrane transporter activity. NCBI's taxonomy places the organism in Eukaryota, Metazoa, Mollusca, Bivalvia, Venerida, Veneridae. The record is from RefSeq and is a predicted model, not a curated record. Gene Ontology annotation, biological process: transmembrane transport; monocarboxylic acid transport.